Molecule: messenger RNA, 3375 nt
Organism: Ceratitis capitata (Mediterranean fruit fly)
Lineage: Eukaryota; Metazoa; Arthropoda; Insecta; Diptera; Tephritidae
Gene: gwl
Product: serine/threonine-protein kinase greatwall
Exons: 10
Coding region: 244-2688 (814 amino acids)
Biological process (GO): peptidyl-serine phosphorylation; intracellular signal transduction
Cellular component (GO): nucleus
Molecular function (GO): protein serine/threonine kinase activity; ATP binding
Source: RefSeq, a predicted model, not a curated record
UUAAUUUUUAUCUUUUUGAACGUUCGGUCGAGUUUUUGAAAGAAAUUUUGCUACAAUUUCUAAUUGCAUGAGUAGUUUUAAAUUAGGCAUUUUUGGAAAGUGCUACAGAAAAUUCAAAUAUAUAUUUGUGCAUUCGUGACAGUAUAAGUGCUUAGAAAUAAUAUAAAACUGUUAAAAGUCAUUAUAGAACGGAAAAUAAUUUGUGCGCGCAAAAAUUUAUCUAGAACUUCAGACAAUUGUAUCAUGGAAAAGGAGGAAGCUGCAACUGUGCAGUACCAUCAAUGUGAUUAUAAGACACCCAAGAAAUCAUCCAUGUUAAUUGAUGCAGAACGCUUAUUGGAUAAAAUAAAUAUAUUAACAACAAAGCCAGAAAAUCAAACUAGUACAAAGCUACCAACAAUAAAAGAUUUUGUCGUAAUCAAACCAAUAAGUCGUGGCGCAUUUGGAAAGGUAUUUUUGGGUUAUAAAAACAAUGAUCCAAACCGACUUUACGCCAUCAAAGUUAUGCGCAAAUCGGAGAUGAUAAAUAAAAAUAUGGUAUCCCAAGUUAUUACAGAACGUAAUGCGUUGGCAUUAUCGCGUAGCCCAUUUUGUGUGAGUUUAUUUUACUCACUACAAUCGAUCUCAUAUGUCUUUUUAGUAAUGGAGUAUAUGGUAGGUGGUGAUCUAAAAUCACUACUAACCAUGUAUGGAUACUUUGACGAAACAGUGGCGCGUUUCUAUGUUGCAGAAGUUGCGUUAGCGUUGCAAUAUUUACAUGAGCACGGAAUUGUACAUCGCGAUAUAAAACCGGAUAAUAUAUUGCUAUCGGCGACUGGUCAUGUCAAAUUGACUGAUUUUGGUUUGAGUAAAAUUGACAAUAGGAGAGAUCUGGAGCUUUCUGACCUAAUAAACGUGUCACCUACUUUGAAUGCACGUACACCGGGCCAAUUACUAUCACUGACAUCACAUUUGUCUUUUGGUUCUGAGAAAAAAUUAGAAUGUGGAAAUGGCACUUCAAACCUGAUGAAUGCCAUAAACAAACGCAAUAUAAUCACUGAGUCUUCGGAUAGUGAAGCAGACACAUCAUUGAACGAGGCUGAACGGACGAGUGAUAGCAAGAUAUCUGGAGUCUCACCUUUCUUUUCUGCAGAAGAAAUUAACGUUUCCGUACCACAUACAUGUGUAACUAAUACUCAGCUCGCUGAUAGCAGUACUUCCUCUUAUCACACGUGUACAUCUACGGAGAUAAGCAAAAGCGAUGCAAGUGCCACUAGUGCUCCUAAUCCCACUGCCAAUACUAAACAUGUCGGUUUCGUAGACAUUAAUAUUGAAAUCAGGAUUGCUAGAGAAAACUGCAAUGGUUGCAAGGAGGAGCAAAAUAUGCGUUUAAAAGAUAAUAGCAAAAAUAAUAAGAUUUUAUUUAAGUUGGAGCUAAAAGAGCAAGAUGAAACUUCAUUUGAGUUCAGUAUGCUACGAAAACGUUCCUUAGAUGAGCGCUUGCGUACUUCAAAAGGCACCGAAGACUCGGGCGUAUCGAGCCGCAAAAGUGACUAUUCGCUGUCGCAGAUCAACACGACCACGAGCUCGCUAGAUAAAGCUGAUAAUAUGUGCAUUUCGAAGAUAGAUACCAGUUGCUCUGACUAUUCGCGCAGCUACAAUACGAAUAAUACUAAUGAAACUAACAGUAUACGUUCACCUUUUCGUAAUUUAUCGAAAAAUUUUAAGCGACCAGAAUUUUUAAGGGGUAUGAAACGUAAAUUAAAUCUUCUCAAUCGUUCGGAGUAUUCGUCCAAUAUGGAUGGGGACGGUUCUAAUUCUGGUUCAAACUCUGGCAGCACCGGACUCACACAAGAGAUCGAUAUAAUGGAUAUUGGCAGCAGCACGCCAAAGAAGCGUAAAGCAGUUAACGGCGUAUUGAAGAUACGUUCGCUCUCAGAUGAUGAUAUGCCACAAGUGCUCAAUGAGCAUGUCACAAAUGUAGUCUUCUCAACGCCUGUUUCAUCACAAAAGAUACCACGACGUGAUGGUGGUCUGUUGGGUAAACUAAAAGCCACACGAUUUGCUCUACCACCAUCGAUAGAUGUGAAAAAAUCUGAACAAAUUGUGGAAAAAGCGUCGAGUGUGCAAUAUUUAAAAAUGGCAGUUGAUGAUCCCACCAUGUCGCCUAUUAAUUUGGGUAAUAAUGUGCCGAAAACACCGAAAUGUAUCAAUACACCAUUUCGUACACCAAAAUCGGUGCGUCGGGGUGUUGGUCGUCAGUCUAGUGAACGCAUACUGGGCACACCAGACUACUUGGCUCCUGAAUUGUUGUUGCGGCAAGGUCAUGGUCCAGCUGUGGAUUGGUGGGCACUCGGUGUUUGCUUCUAUGAAUUUUUGACGGGUGUACCACCGUUCAACGAUGAAACACCACAAAAAGUUUUCGACAACAUUCUAAAUAAAAAUAUUGAAUGGCCAGAAGGUGAUGAAGCUCUUUCGGCAGAAGCAAUGGAAGCUGUCGAUCAACUGCUUACAAUAGAUCCCGCUGAACGUCCUGCAGCAAAAGAGGUGCAACAAAUGCGUUUCUUUGAGUCGAUAAAUUGGAAGAAUAUCGAGAAUGAAGAACCACCGUUUAUACCAACGCCUGAUGAUCCAACCGAUACGGGAUAUUUUGAGGCGCGUAACAAUUUGCAACAUUUAAAAUUAUCUAACUUUACACUAGACGAGUAGAACGGUGGUGAAGGCUGUGGUGGCGGUGGCCACGGUGGCGGGCGAGAGUGAGCUGUAAUAUAUAUUAGUGUAUUAAAAGUACAACCAAUAAACUGAAACAUGCAGGAGCUCCUUACCCAAUUAGACUGUUUAUUUUGUUUGAUUAGUAUAUAUAUAUAUUUUUUUUUCUAUUAAUUUUUCUUUAUAUUCAUGUUUAUUUUUUGUAGUUAAUUUAUCUGUUAGUGGUAAUGUUUUCAUGAAAUCAUUCAACAUGGCAACUUUCUUAUGUGUAGUAAUAUUAAAUGUUAUCUACUUGUGUACUACUAUGUAACGCGAUAAUCAAUUUACCAUGUCUAUAUAUAUAUAUUUAUACAUAAAUAUUUACAUAUGUGCAAAUGCUAAACAAAACAGUAAUAUAUGUGUUAAGGAAUUUUUCAAUUUCUUUAUAUGAUUAUUAUGUCAAUAACCAUUCAUUUUGUUCUUGAAAAUGGAUAUAUGCAUGUAUGUAUGUCUGCAAGUGUAUUUGCCCACACUUUUGCAACAAAUAACAUUUUUUCAUUAUUUGUUUUAAUUGCACACAUUCACAUUGGCCAUCUAUUUAUUUUACUCAAAUAUAUUUUAAAUGUUUUGUAACAGUUUUUUUUUUAUAUAAAUAGUAUGUAUCAUAUAAAGAUCUUUUACGUAAUAAACGAUAUUUGCACGAAUAAA